GGCCGCGCGGGGCCGGGCCCGGGGCCGCUGACAGCCGCCGCCGCGCCAUGUACGCCAAGGGCAAGGGCUCCGGCGUGCCCUCGGACGGCCAGGCCCGCGAGAAGCUGGCGCUCUACGUCUACGAGUACCUGCUGCACGUGGGGGCCCAGAAAUCCGCCCAGACCUUCUUGUCGGAGAUCCGAUGGGAGAAGAACAUCACGCUGGGGGAGCCCCCCGGCUUCCUGCACUCCUGGUGGUGCGUCUUCUGGGAUCUGUACUGCGCCGCUCCGGACCGCCGCGAGACCUGCGAGCAUUCCAGCGAGGCCAAAGCCUUCCAUGACUACAGCGCGGCGGCAGCGCCCAGCCCGGUGAUGGGGAACCUGCCCCCCGGGGAUGGCAUGGCCGGGGGUCCCGUGCCCCCCGCCUUCUUCCAGGCUCCUGCGGGUGCCCCCCCUCUGCCCCCCACCCCCGGGGUGCCCCUGCUGGGCCCGCACAGCCAGCCUUUCAUGUCCCCCCGCUACCCCGGCGGCCCCCGGCCCCCGCUCCGGAUGCCCAACCAGCCCCCCGUGGGUGUUCCUGGCUCCCAGCCGCUGUUGCCCAACGCCAUGGACCCGGCUGCGCGCUCACAGGGGCAUCCUGGCAUGGGGGGCCCGAUGCAGCGCAUGAACCCCCCCCGAGGCAUGGCCGGGAUGGGGCCACAGAGCUACGGCAGCGGGAUGCGCCCCCCCCCCAGCUCGCUGGCCGGCCCUGGAAUGCCCACCAUGAACAUGGGUCCCGGUGGCCGCGGGCCCUGGCCCAACCCCAACGCCAACUCCAUCGCCUACUCCUCCUCAUCCCCUGGGAAUUACGUGGGCCCUCCUGGGGGCGGUGGCCCCCCCGGCACCCCCAUCCUGCCCAGCCCCGGAGACUCCACCAACUCCAGUGAGAACAUGUACACCAUGAUGAACCCCAUCGGACCCGCGGGGAACCGGCCCAACUUCCCGAUGGGGCCCGGACCCGAGGGGCCCAUGGGCGGGAUGAGCGCGAUGGAGCCGCACCACAUGAACGGAUCCUUAGGCUCCGGGGACAUGGAUGGGCUGCCAAAGAGCUCCCCCAGUAAUUUGGGGGCCCUGAGCAACCCCCCCGGGACCCCUCGGGACGACGCCGAGCUGAGCAGCAAUUUCCUAAAUCCCUUCCAAAGCGACAGCUACUCGCCCAGCAUGACAAUGAGCGUGUGAGCCCCGCGCCGAGGCCGCCGACAGCCAGACGCCCUCACCCACCACCGAAAAAAAAAAAAAAAAAAAAAAACCAUAAAAAAAAAUAAUUCAUUAAUUUUAAUGAUCAGCCCCCCCCCCAGCCCCGCCCCGUCACGCCCAACCUCCCCCCCUCCCCACUCCACACACACAUUUUCAGCGCCCCCCGCCCCGUUCCGCCCUCUCCUCCUUUUUUUUUUUUUUUUUUUUUGUUGUUGUUGUCGUUGUUUUUUUAAUUUUUUUUUGGUUUUUUUUUAAUCCAAACGAACACUAAAAACGAGCAGGAAAAAAAAAAACAAAACAAAACAAAACAAAAAAAAGCGCGGGAGGAAAAAAGAAAUAAUAAUGAUGAUUAGAAAUAAGUCAUGUGACUUAUUUGCUGCCCCCCCCAGAUCCCCCCCCAAUCCAGGACUGGGACAACCCCCCCCCCCAGCACUCCUUUUCCAGUCCUUCCCACCCCCCCUGAACUGGGAAUGCUCCCAGCACUGGGAUUGACCCCCCCAAACUGCUGGGACCCCAUUUAUUGCCCCCCACUCUGUACUGGGACCCCGUUUGUUGCCCCCUCCUCCAGCACUGGGGACCCCCCCCAAACAUUCCCAACCGCAGCCCCCCCCUCCGCAGGGCGGGGUCGGUGCGGGGAGGGGGGGUCUGGCACUGUGGGGGUGCUGAAGGGGCAUUUUUGGGGUGUUCUGCCCUCCCACAUGGGGCGGCACCAAGCCUGGGGAGGGGGAUUUUUGGGGGGCGUCAUGGCAUUGUGCCCCCCCCUCCCCUCCAUGGCAGGUGGUGCCAAUUCCCCCCCCCCCUCAAUUUCGAGCAUCUGGGGGGGGUUUCCCUCCCAGUUCUCCCAGUGCCCCCCCUGAGUCCUGGAGGGGGGCAGGGGGGGCAGAACCAGCACAGACCCCCCCCCCCUCCCCUAAAUCCAGGCUGUGCUGGGGGAGGGGGAAGGAGUGUGGGGGGGGCAAUCCAUGACCCCCCCAUGGUGCAGCCCCCCCCCCCCCAGUGCUGUUUAGGGCAGGUCCCAGUGCAGAGCAGCCCCCCCCAGCCCCCAGCCCCAUCUGUGUGCUCAGCCAGCACUGUGACCCCCGGCCCCCCCCCCGAGCACCAGACCGGGGCGCCCCCCCCCCCAGAACCCCCCCCCAGGGACCACUUUAAUAUGAAGGAAUUUUUUUUUUUUUUUUUUUUAGUGUGGUUUUGAUUUUUUUUUUUCUUUUUUUCGUUUGGGAUUUUUUUUUUUUCGGGUUUUUUGGUUUUUUUUUUUGUGCUGAUUUUUUUCCUCUUUUAUAACAGAAAGGACCUCAAAGCCCCUCCUUAACCACCCCCCCCCUCAAGAGCCCCCCCAAAAUGCCGCCGCACACCCAGACCCCCCCCUCCCCUGUACAGCCCCGCACCCCUCGUGUCCCCCCCGAAAAUGGGGGGGCAGCCCCCAGCCCCCAUAGGGGUGACCCCCCCCCCCAUUAGGCGUAGUCGUUCUGUGUAGGGACCCCCCUCAUUUCUAAACUUCUAGAUUUCCCCCCCUCCCUAUUGCUUAUCAAAACAAAAAUGGGGGAACAACCCUCCCCCCCAAAAAAAAAAAGAACAAAAAAAAAAAAAAAAAAAAAGAAAAAAUAUAAAAAGAGCAAAAAAAGAAAAAAAAAAAAGCCCUAAAAUGACAAAGAAAAAAAAAAAAUCCACGACCUCCCCAACACCCCCCCCCCCCGGCAUCAAUAAAUGUAAUUUGAUUUUUUUUCAGAAGGCGGCGAUAUUUGGGUCUUGCUGGGGGUGGGGGGGACCCCAAAACCAGGCGAGGGGACCCCAAAACCACAUGAAGAGGAACGAGGUGAGGGGGACCCCAAGAACCAAAUAAAGGCACCCAAAACCAGGUGAAAAAAAAA
Molecule: messenger RNA, 3082 nt
Organism: Vidua macroura (Pin-tailed whydah)
Lineage: Eukaryota; Metazoa; Chordata; Aves; Passeriformes; Viduidae
Gene: SSBP4
Product: single stranded DNA binding protein 4
Biological process (GO): positive regulation of transcription by RNA polymerase II
Cellular component (GO): nucleus
Molecular function (GO): single-stranded DNA binding; protein binding
Source: RefSeq, a predicted model, not a curated record